UGACAAAGGAAUACAUCGAAAUGGCAAUGCUAACGUUUGAGCACUGUUGCUGCUGCUUCGACCUUCGGAUUGGAAGUUUAAUUAUUGCAUACCUGGAUGUGAUUUUUAACAUAGUGAUGUCCGUGGUAUCUGGUGUGAGGUUGCGUGAUGGUUUGACGCUAAGGAGGCUGGGAAUAGACUCAAUGUUUAACAUCUCAACGUCCAUCAUCACCACAAACUCCAUUCAACUGGCCAUCGCUCUGCUGUUCAUUAUAUUUUCUAUUAUGCUGGUGUAUGGGAUUCAUAAGUACCAUCGCCUCUUCGUGAAGUCGUACUUAAUUUAUUCGUUCAUUUAUAUCGUUCUGAUAACAAUUAUUUUCUUUGUCUGCCUCGGGAUUGAGACGGUCCCCGCCGGAGAAAUUAUCAAAUUUGUAUUUUCUAUAUGUAUCAACAUAUACUUCUUGCUGGUGAUCAGAAGUUAUUACCUCACGAUGGGCGAAAUACAAACCAACUAUAAUGGUUAGACUAAUCGAUGUUUCGUCUCUUUCACACUCAACAAGUUUUACAUAAGUUAGAACGUGUGAAAUAGUGAUUUGUUAAUUGACUG
This is a messenger RNA of Zerene cesonia (dogface butterfly), 586 nucleotides long. RefSeq lists its product as uncharacterized. The record is from RefSeq and is a predicted model, not a curated record. The coding region runs from base 21 to 503 and encodes 160 amino acids. Lineage: Eukaryota; Metazoa; Arthropoda; Insecta; Lepidoptera; Pieridae. The transcript has 4 exons.